Chara braunii is the source of this 2116-nucleotide messenger RNA. Lineage: Eukaryota; Viridiplantae; Streptophyta; Charophyceae; Charales; Characeae. The record is from the annotation of a GenBank genome assembly.
UCAACGACAACGACGGGAAGUCUGUGACGUACUGGUCUCCGGAAGAGCAAAUGCAACUGGUGAGAUGCAAGCGGGAGCAAGAGAUGCACCUCGCCGGUCCGGGUCACAAUUAUGGGCGGAUGCGGACCAAGGAGUGGAAGUGGGAUGACAUUGCGAAGCGCAUGGCGAAUGCGGGGAGGCCUAAAGACGUGGACGACUGCAUGAAGAAGUGGGACAAUCUCUUCCAAAACUACAAGAAGAUACAGAGGUUUCAGAAUGAGAGUGGCCGGCCAGAUUUCUUUGGGCUAUCGAAUGAAGAAAGGAAGGAACACAAUUUCAAGUUCCGGAUGGAGAGGGCGCUGUACAACCAGAUCCACGCAGGCAUGCUGGGCAACCACACAAUUUUUCCUCCCAACAUCGCCGACACCGGACGUUCGGACGGGGUGCAACUGCCCAGGCGAGGAGCGGGUGCUGGGGAGUCUGUUGGUAGUGAGGCCGCUGGUGAGGGCUUCCCUGAAGAACGUUCUUCUACGAGGGACUCCGACAACAACGUAGCCAGCGGGGCUGGAGGCGGGAAGCGGAAGAAUGCGCGUCAACAGGCAUUGGAGUCGAUUGCUGAUGUCAUGGACCGCCAUGGCGAACUGAUGUCGACGACGAUCGAAUCGUCUAGCAAGCGGCAAUGCAGCAUAUUCACGAGGCAAUGCGACAUACUUGAGCAGGAAGUUGCAGUCCAGAAAGCGCACUACGCAGCGUCCGAUGAGAAGCAGAGGAUGAUGUGCCACGCGCUUAUGGAGAUCGCUGCUGCCAUCCGUGGUCGGUCGACGAGUAGGGCGCACGGUAGGUCGCCACGAAGCAUGUCUACGAGGGGGAACACCCGUGGGAAGAAGCGCGAUGUAGUCCCUGACGACAACCAAGGGCACGGAAGAGGUCGGCGGCAUGCCCCGAAAGCGAAGAGGGUGCUUUCAGAAGAUGCGUCAGCAAGGGUGCCUCGUCGUGGAGCGCAAGGUUGGGCGGCAACAACGAAAGGGGACUACGACGAAGAGUUCACGACGGAGGAGGAACAGGCAGAGGCGACCAGGUCUGCAGUACGGGAGAGCGGUCGACAUCGCUCUUUUAAUCACAGCGCUUCGAAGAGGAUGCUGAGCCCUCCACCCGAGGCGCAGCAACUUUGUGCCCGCGAAACACGGACAGAGAAGGCUGCCGUCGUCGAUCUUGGCGGCGAGGAUGGCGAGCCCUUGGAUAGACGUCGCAUGCGCACUCGUACAACGGCGACCCCACCGCUGGCGGUGAUGGCACGUGCUGCUGUAAACGAAAGGCCAGUCUCGGGUAGGCUGCCCGCCACGCCGUCUCAGCCACGUCAGCGCAAUGAGGGUGGUGACGGAGUGUCCGUCCAACGCGGCGGCGGGGGCCGUACGCCGUCGGGUACCGCACAUCGCCCGCACGCAGUUGGGGCCGAAGUGGCAAGUGCUGCGGGGGCGGGUGGUUUAGGCACUGUGGCCCCUGUUGCGAUGGCGAGAGAGGAGGCAGCAGUUGUGGCGACGACGAGAAAGGAGGCGCGUGGCGAGAAGAAAGGCGAUCGGGAGGGCGGCGAGCCCGGUUCAAGCCGGGUACGUAGGGGAGUGAUGACAAAAAACCUCAUCGAUCGUGCCGUCCUUUGGGUCGAUGACAAAGCUUUCUGGAUGACGGGGGAGGGGCGAAGACUGUACAACAUCGUCCACGAUACGAGAGAGUACUUCGUCACCAUCGCCAGCGGACUUCCACCGCCUGCCGUCCCUCGGAGCGUUGUACUGCCCAAAUCCAACACACACGUAGGCAGGAUCGUCGACCAAUCACAGCUGCAGCAAACGAUCUCCCGUGCGGUGGCAGUGGAGAACGUUGCUCUGCGCAUCUCGCACGGUUGGGUAUUCAAGUCUGGGAACCGCCCAAGGGGAUACCAUGUGGCUUUCCAGUACUCACUGGAAUCCUUUGCCACGGACAUUGCGCGUGCUAUGUGGUACGACGAGGAGUGGUGCGACGUCGUCCGUCCGGCGGUUUGCGCGCACACGAUAGAUAUGUCCAUGGACUUGCCACUGUAGUUCGCUGGCGCCAACAUCGAGGACAGACCGGACGACGACGACAUGGCGGCGCACCAGGAGUC